Messenger RNA from Bipolaris zeicola 26-R-13, 390 nucleotides. RefSeq lists its product as uncharacterized. The transcript is spliced from 3 exons. Bases 1 to 390 code for a protein of 129 amino acids. The record is from RefSeq and is a predicted model, not a curated record. NCBI's taxonomy places the organism in Eukaryota, Fungi, Ascomycota, Dothideomycetes, Pleosporales, Pleosporaceae.
AUGUCCUCCAACGACUCAACUGCAAAAGGCUGGACCGACCGCCAACGUCUCGCCUACUACUUCUCGCUAGUCGAGUAUUCAAACGUAAAACUAGACUUUACCAACGCGCCUCGUCCCGAGGGCAAAUCCGUAGGCGCAUGCCGCAUCAUGGUCGACCGACUCAAGGGCACGCUGAAAGACGAGUUGGCUGCGUUGCGCGGUGCUGACGCUGACGCUGGUGGUACCACGCCUAAGAAGGCGGUUACAACUGCGAGGAAGCGGAAGGCGGAGGAUGGCACGCCGGUGAAGCAGGGAAGGAAGAAGAAGGUUGAGGAUGUUGAGGAAGAAGAGGAGAAGGUGGUGGGCGACAAGAAUGAAGUCAAAGAGGAGGAUAUUGAUGGUGUCGUCUAA